CCUCAGUGAAACCAGCUGAAAUUCACCUGUAAUGGCUGCUGCGUUCAGCUGAAGUGAAGCUGUUUUUCAGGACGAGGCUGCAGGGAUUUCUACAUUUGCAGAAGUGACCCUAUUUGGACGAGAGGGUGGAGUUACCACACAGAUACACAUACCUGCUAAUUCAGAUAAAACUAUCAGCACAAUGCAGCCGCUUCAGGACAACGAGCUUCAUCCACCAGAGAACCUGAGAAUCAACCAGAGUCCUGAGAGUCUCAGCCGGGAUGAAGAGCAGCGGGCUCUCUGUACUAACACAGAUCGACAUCACAUUCCAGAAGAUGAAGAGCAAGAAGAACAUCACCCAGAUCCACCUCAGGACCAGCCAGCGGUCCAGGAAGGAAACCAGGUUCCAGCAGCAGCUGUUGAUGAGGCAGAUGCCCAGGACCUGCAACAGAUUGAGGACUCUGUGGAUAGAGGUUCGUCCCACAGCGAGCACCUUCAGGACUGCCUGGAAGCUGAUUCAGCUUUGCCUCAGGACCCGGACUCGGACCCGGACUCGGACCCGGACUCAAACCUACCUACGGGGACGGCCUUUGAGGACGAAGCCGGGGACUCAGGCGGCAGCGUGCCGUCACUGGUUGUCACUGAGACAGCGGAGCCCCAACAAGCAGCUGCAGCUGAUCCAGUGACUCCGGUUAAACAAGCAGCGCCACAGAAACCAGAGAGACCCUCAGACCGGACGACCCCUGCGGGGGUCAGUGCGAGCGGUCUGCACUCCAGCAGCGAUGGAGGAGACAUGACCUGCUGCGACCUGCUGUCUCUGAGGAGUGACUCGGUAUCUUUCACCAGCGAGUCAAACGUCUUCAAGAGGAACGAGGACGACGACACGCAGAGCGUCACGACGUCCUCCAUCAUGUCUCUGUUCCACAGAGUUCCUCUGGAUCCUCUGGAGAAGGAGUGGCUGAAGAGCUCCGCUGUGGGGAACAUGGCCGUCCAGCGCCGGCUGCUUGCUCAGGAGCCCGGCCUCGUGUUAAAGAAGGAUUUCAUCACUUCCUCCUUACACAUCCAGGCUGUUUCAGAGUCAUUUCAUCUGUUUCUCUGUUCUGCUGCUGAUGACCUCCUGUGAUGUAAACCUGCU
Archocentrus centrarchus (flier cichlid) is the source of this 1114-nucleotide messenger RNA. RefSeq lists its product as uncharacterized. NCBI's taxonomy places the organism in Eukaryota, Metazoa, Chordata, Actinopteri, Cichliformes, Cichlidae. The transcript is spliced from 10 exons. The record is from RefSeq and is a predicted model, not a curated record. Bases 182 to 1102 code for a protein of 306 amino acids.